CGAAGAGGUUGAGGGCGAGAAGCGAAGGAAUGUAGAACCACAGCGCUUGCUUUGCGCGCAUCGAUGAGUUCGCGAGAUCCCGGAGAGCCGAGGAUGAGUUCAUCGCUGCGGCUUCGCUACGGCGCAUCUGCCUCCACACAGGCCACCAAUGAGAGCAGCGAGAGCCUCCACGCGCCCUCAGCUCUCGCACACGUGCAUUCCCUUCCCAAUCGCCUCAAACAGCAGGCCGUCACAGCCGCUCAGUGGCUGGGGCGGUUUCUGUUGUGCUGCUAUGAGUGGAGUGUGCGUUCGGUGUCGCUGGAGGAGUUGCUGACUCGCAGCGUGGUGCUGGCUGACACAGUGGUGCCGUAUGUGGGUGUGGUGGCUGUGUGGACAUUGAUGCGCAUCGUCUGGGAGGGAGGAAUUCCAUCAGCCUCAUAUUGGUGAGUAAGUGAAUGACGAGAGGGAGGAAUGGGAAGGCCUGCAAGAGAAGCAUCGCUGCUCGCUUCGUGUGGUGGUGUGUUUGUCAAUGGUAAUAGGUUGACGCGGAUAGUGUAUCUGCGGAGUUUGGCGUUCAUCUAUGCGGUGGCCUUCCUGGUGGCCCUGCGGCAGAACAAACAGCUCAUCGGCGACAGAGGGCUGCUGCCCGCCAGGUAGAUAGAUCGAUGUUCACGCAUCCAUCCAUCCAUCCAUCCAUCCAUCGAUGCGCAGGUUCCACCUGGACAAGCUGAUUCGCAUCUACGGUGGUGACACGUGGCGGGCCUUCAUGGACCACCCCACCCUCUUCCUCUUCGUGCGCGACAAGACACACAUCAACAGGUGGGCGGGAGGGUGGGCACGGCAUACCCCAUCCCUCUGUGAGUGUGUCUGAACACACACAUCGAUUCACGUGUGUGUGUGGUUGUGUGGCUGUGUGCAGGUGGCUGGACGGCACGGCCUUUAUGGGGUUGUGUCUGUCGUGUGUGGUGCUGUGGUACGGCGGGGCCAACCUGUGUGUGCUGUUCGCCAUGUGGCUGAUGUAUCACGCCAUCGUGGGCGUCGGCCAGAGGUGGUACCAGUUCGGAUGGGAGUCUCAACUCCUCGAAUGCGGGUUCCUGGCGGUGAGAGAGAAAACGGGCAAUAAGACCAAAGAUACAUGCUUAUGGUGUGUGUGUGUGUCUCUGUGUGUGGUCAGUUCUUCUUUGUGCCGGUGUUUUCCCUCGGGUUCGAUCCGCUGCCCAAAUACACACCGCCCGCAUGGACGGCCGUGUGGGGAUACAGGUGACACUCCACAUGCCACACAUCGCACACGGGUUGAGCAAUCGAUGCCCACGUUUGUGCGUGUUUCCAGGUGGCUGAUGUUCCGCAUCAUGUUGGGCGCGGGGCUGAUCAAGAUCCGCGGCGACAAGUGCUGGGUGAAGCUGACGACCAUGUGCUACCACUACCAGACACAGCCGGUGCCCAACCCGUUCUCCUACUUCAUGCACCACUCCCCGCUAUGGUUCCACAAAUUCGAAACAAUCGUCAACCACGUGGUGAGCACACACCUACCACCCGAACACAGCGGGAUGGCUCACGUCUUGAUUUUGUGUGUGUGUGUGUGUGUGAGUGAUAGGUGGAGCUGUUGGCUCCAUUCCUGCUGAUGAUUCCGGUGCAGCUGCCACGCACACUCGGGGCCAUUGUGCAGAUCGUCUUCCAGGUCGGCAAACAUACACGCCCAGUGAAAGUGAAAGAGUGAACGCUGAAGAAGGUUUCUGCCUCUCUGUGUUUGGGUGUAGGCGACUCUGAUUCUGUCGGGCAAUCUGAGCUUCCUCAAUUGGUGCGUGGACGGACGAAGAAACAUGGCAUUGACCGACGUAGUGAUGGUUGACUGUUGUGCGAAUGGCAGGUUGACGAUCAUCCCUUCAAUCUGGGGCUUCGACGACGUCACUUCCGCCUGCCUGUUCGGCCGACACACACGGCAGAGGCACAUACCUGACACACGACGCCUGACACAUGACAAACAUACCUGCGUCACCACCUCUCUCCUUGUCAACAAACAGGGCACUUGAGCUGGCGUCCUUCCACCACACCCGCGACCUCUCGGUGCUGGCCCUCUUCUUCUCCUCACGGGCGGCCUCCCGUCCGUCGGUGUCGGUGCUUGACGUGCUGAUGGUGGUGGUGCGGUGGGGCAAGGAGCUGGCGGGGCUGUGUCUGUUCGGCUACCUCAGUGUGCCAGUCGUCAGAAACCUGCAGGCGGUGAGUGAGUGCAUGGCGGGGGGCGGGGGAGGGAUGCAUGUGUUGUGGGCGUGUGGUGCAGAAGCGUCAGAUCAUGAACACGUCCUUCACGUCGUUGCGUCUUGUCAACACCUACGGCGCAUUCGGAUCGAUCACCAAGAAGAGAUACGAAGUAAGUGAGUGGGUGGGUGCGCUGGAGCAUCUGCACACAACCCACACACACACAUCGAUCGUACACGUUUUGUGCCUGAUGCGUGUAGGUGGUGGUUCAGGGGAGUCGCCUCGACCGCCCGAGCGAUGACGAGGAGGACUGGAUAGACUACGAGUUCAAAGGUACGUGAUCACGCCGCCACACACACACACACGCCCCUCUCGGCCCGUCAUAGCCCUGCUUGCCUGUGUGUUAUGCAUGUGUUUCUGCGCAUUCCUUGUCUGCUUCCGCCGACGAAUCAUCGCAGUGAAGCCUGGUAGGCUGGAUGCUGGGCGUCUUGCUAAUGACCUCCCGGAUUCAUCUGUGUGUCCAUUCAUCAGGCGAUGUGUACCGCACCCCUCCCUGGAUCUCGCCAUAUCACUACCGACUCGACUGGCUCAUGUGGUAGGCAGUCAAACAAACGGAUAGACAGUUUAGACAUCAGACGGAUGGAUGGAUGGAUGGAUGGAUGCGUGUGUGUGUCUGAUCUGUGGGCAGGUUCGCUGGCUUCGGGCAGCCUGAGCGUCACCCCUGGCUCAUCCACCUCAUCGCAAGACUGUACGCCAACACUAAAGACGUUGACUUAUGGAGGUACACGGAGUCGCCCAUGUGUGUGGUGUGUGGUGUGAUGCAUGUGAUGCAGUCUGGUCAACGACGCUGAGAUCAGCACGCUGCUCCGACACAACCCAUUCCUCAACGGAGCACCGCCCAAAUGGUGCGCUUGAUACACAUCACACACACACAGCAUCCAUCCAUGUGUGUAUUGUCUUCUCUCUUGACCUUCUCCAUCCUCUCAGGGUGCGUGCCGAAUUGUAUCACUACCAGUACGCGAGUCCGGACUCCGUGGCCGCCCACAACGGGCAGUGGUGGGUGCGCAGCCGCCUGGCCCAGUACACCUACAUCCCCGCCGUGUCGCUCCACAGCCAGUGGAUCCAGCAGGUCAUGCGGGAACGGGGCUGGGACGAGUGCUCGCCCGUCUGGCAGAGUGUCACCGUCCCUUCUCAUCACCACACCCACCACGGCCAUCACGGCAGCGGAAUGGGCGGCAUGGGCAGGAUGAUCGCAGGCGACGAUGAGGAUGAGGACGAGGAAGAGGAGAGCGAGGAGAUGAGCGAGGAGCUGUCGGAGGAAUAUGACGACCAUGAGCACACGACAGCUGGGGGGAGGGUGCUACUGCAGCAGGGCAUGCCGCCCGGCUGACCGACGGGCCAGCCGGCUUAGCUACCUAUCAGUGGGGGGGAGGGGUGGAGGGAGGGGGUGAUGGCUGCAUAGGAGGCGAUAGGAUGAGUGAAUGGCCGUGCAAUCGUAAGACGGUGCUGCUUCGGCUCAUUCGGGGGCGUUGACAGUCUGUCUGUCUGGCUGGAUGACUGUGUGUCCGUCCCUUUUGCCGGCUGCCUGUGUUGGUAUUUGUUCGUCUGGCUGUCUGUGUACAUAUGUGUGUGUGUGUACGUAUACAUGUGCUUAUGUAUGUACUUAUGUAUACAUGUAUGUAUGAGUGUAUGUAUGUACGUACACGUGUGUUUGUGGGUAUGGCCCAUGGCAUUCAUCGCGAGAUCUGCAAUCUGUGCUAUUUUUGUCGUCGUGUGUGGGUCUUGUUUGCUUCUCCCUGUCUGUCUGUGUUGUCUCUCCGGUGUGUAGGCCUUCACAAACUCAUAUCGCUCCUGCAUAUAUACGGCGUGUGGAGGCGGAUCGAGCGAGAAAGAAGAAGAGCGACUUUGACACAGGGCGGGACUGCAUAUUUGUCUGUCUGUCUGUCUGUCUUGAGUGUGUGUGAGAGAGAGUGUCGGUGGUGUGCAGUUUGCGUGUACAGGCAGCCGUGGAUGAAGGGACAGAGGGUGUGUAGGAGAACACUACUGGCGAUCCUUUACAUGCAGACACACGCUGUGUGAGCAAUCGUGAACAGUUGCGAAACCCAAGCAGCUACUGAAAAAC
This is a messenger RNA of Vitrella brassicaformis, 4297 nucleotides long. The record is from the annotation of a GenBank genome assembly. NCBI's taxonomy places the organism in Eukaryota, Vitrellaceae.